AUGUUAUCAAAAAAACGUAAUCCAUUUUCAUUUCAUUUUCUUCAUUAUCGUGACAAUGAUCGAAAACUUAAAUUAACUCAAACUUCUCAAACACAAUCAACAGUUGAUUUACAACAAAAAUCUCAAGAAAUUUUAGUUAAACCUAGUUGUCAAUUAUCUGGUAACCAAUCACAAUCAUUAUUAAAAUUAACAACUACCACAAAAUCACCUCCAUCCAAUCGAAAAAAUGAAAAAUAUCGAAAUAAAUUAUUUUCAUUGAAACAUCAUCAUCAUCACACAUCACAAUCAAAUAUAAAUCAAGAUUCUUCAACGACAACGACACUUUCACCUUAUUUACCCAUGUGUAUUAGUCGAGGAUGGUUAAAAAAGCGUUUAAAACGACCACAAUCAUUAGAUCUUGAACUUGUUAGUGCAUUUCAACAAGACAUUAUACAACCGUCUAACAAUAAUGAGACAACGACAAUAAUAGAAAAUAAUAAUAACGGUAAUUGA
Didymodactylos carnosus is the source of this 492-nucleotide messenger RNA. Lineage: Eukaryota; Metazoa; Rotifera; Eurotatoria; Philodinida; Philodinidae. The record is from the annotation of a GenBank genome assembly.